GUAUAGUUUCACUAGCAGUUAUAAACGCCGAUUUAAAAAGUGGAAUUUUACAUCUGAAAAAUACAUCCACAGAUAUUUGGCAAACUUAUUUUUGUAUUAUGAAUGAUCAAGUUUUAAUUCUGACACCUCCUAAAGAUGAAGAAGAAGAAAUAGAAGAUGAUAUUUAUGACUUCCCAUAUGAAGAUGUUUACGUUGGAGAUGAGGAUGAUGUUGCUGUACAGAUCUGGUUUCAUGGGAAAAAAAAGUCAAAAACAGCUGAAGAGAUUAUAAAUAAUUAUAGUUCAAAAACAAGUGGAUGUUUCUUAAUUAGAGAAAAUGACAAGAAUGGUUACUCUAUUUCUUUUUGGAAUAAUGACAAGACAUGUCAUUGUAGAAUCAAUUAUAAAGAUGGAAAAUAUUAUUUAAAUCAAGCAGUUGGUUUUGAAAGUAUUGUGGAAAUGGUAGAAUUUUAUCAACAAACACCUCUAUAUCUGGGACAAGAAAAAUCCAUAUUACUUUCUGAUCCAAUUCCAGUUGAACCAGAUUUUUUAAAUGAACCAUGGUAUCAUGUGACUGAUCGUCACGGUGCAGAAAACCUUCUUAGAAGAGCCACAGACAAUGGAACAUUCCUCAUUCGUCCUUGUGGAAGACGAAUAUGUCCUUAUUCUUUAUCCAUAAUAUAUAAUCGUACCAUUCGACAUUUUGCAAUCUCUAGAGAAGGAGGAUUAUUUUCAAUAGGAUCUUUUAGAUUUUUAUCCAUGGAGAAGUUAGUAGAUUUCUUUAAGAAACGACCAAUUGCUAAACAAAUGGUUUUGAAAAAGCCAGCAACUAGUGCUUUACUUGAUGCAGAUGAUAUUACUGAUAAAUUUGCUGAUGUUAAUAUUUAUGGUGAUGGUAUUUAUGCACAUGUGGAUGACCACCAAGAAAAACUGGUUUCUGUUCGAGCUUUAUAUGAUUACAUUGGCGAUCCUGAUACACAAUUAUCAUUUAAAAGAGGUGCCAUUAUAACUAAUGUAAUGGAAAUUGAUGAUCCUUGGUGGAAGGGAGAUUAUGGUAAACAAACUGAGUUACUUUUUCCUGCUAAUUAUGUGGAAGUGAUUGAUACAGAGGCUGAGGAAGAAGAAAAGUUAAGAGAUAUAACAAUACCACUAGAGACAUGUAUAUUAGAACUGGCAGAAAGAUGUGGCAAUAAAAGAUUUGCUUUUAAAUUAUAUAGUUCCAAGCAAACAGAAGGUUAUAUAUUUGCUUGUGAUGAACAGGCAGAAUUCGUUGAAUGGCUUGACGCUAUUGGUAAUGUAAUUCAGCAAACUCAAGAAACCAAAGAACAGCGUCAAAAACAAGAACAGAUACAGCGUAGAGCAAAGGAGUUGCUUGAUUUAAUUGUUUAUUGUCAAUCCGUUCCCUUUCCACUUGCAGUGAAAGGUGGUAAAAUAACAGAGAUGGCUUCAUUGUCUGAAAGUAAAAUGGGUCAGUAUAAUUCUAAGGAAAAAGUUGGAAUAAUGACAAGAUACAACUGUAAGCAGUUAUCUCGGGUUUAUCCUGGUGGUCGCAGGGUUUUAUCUUCCAAUUAUGAUCCAGUUCAAAUGUGGUCAUAUGGAUGUCAGAUGGUUGCUUUAAAUUAUCAGAAAGCUGAUAGAUUUAUACAGUUGAAUAAUGCCCUGUUUCUACGUAAUGGACGAUGUGGAUAUGUGUUAAAACCAGAGUGUAUGAGAUCUGUAAACUUUUCUCCAUUUGAAAUGAAGUCAUUUAUCAGUGUUGAACCAGUUACUAUUACUGUUGCUGUCUUGUGUGGUAGAAAUAUUUUUGGUGGAAAGAUAACUACAGCAACCAAUCCAUUUGUCAGUAUUGAAAUAAUUGGUUUAAAUUUAGAUAUCAAUAAAAGGAGAACAGGCUCUAUAAGUAAGGGAAGUAAUUCCUUAAGUCCAAUAUGGGAUGACCAACUGUUUCUCUUUGAUGUCACCUUUCCUGACUUGGCGUUCUUAAGAUUUGAAAUUCUUGAUGAAAGUUUUGAAAAGACAAAAACAAUCCAUGCCCAGGCUACAUAUCCAUUGAAAGGAUUAAGACAAGGUUUUCGCUGUGUUCAUUUAAACAACCACUUCAGCGAAAAGCAGGAAUUAUCUAGUUUAUUGGUACAUAUAGAAACAAAAAAUCCUAUGGAAGCAGAAGAAAGAAAUGUUUUUAAAAUGAUAGAAGAACUGAGGCAGAGUUAUGCUUCGUCUUUCCCUGGUAGUAUGAAAAAACAACUAGAAGAAACUGAAAUCAAAUUGUUGAAGUAUUUAGAUGAAAGACAGAAAAAAAGAAGGAGAGAAUCGCAUCUACAGGGAAGUCCUGGUACCCGGAAAUAGAAAUUAUGUAAAUGUGAUGUCCUUGUUUCACCUCUUGGAAUUCAGCUUCACUGUAUAUACCGAGUACUGUUAUCUAAUACAACAUUUAGCAGAUUAAACUUCAACAUUUUCUUCAUCUUACACAAUGUUAUUGAUUGUUUUGUUACUUUUCUGAAAUUUUCUUCUCGGAUGUUCUAAAAGUUUGUUGUUUAUGUUUUGUAAAAAUGAAGGGGUGGGGGGAUGGCCGAAUGGUUAGCACGUGCGUGCUGUAUCACAAGGUCUGUCAUUGAGUCAACUGCCAUGGUUUCGAUUCCCCUGUUGUAGGUGACAAGGAGUAGGGUCACCUGUCCAACCUCGUGGGUUUUCUCCCACUGCUAAAGACCACUACGCGAAAGCGAAUGAUUGAAAUAAAAUUGAACCAUAUAAUGGUCCCGAAAUGACCUAGUCUGUGUCGAUUGGACGUUACACCCCAUUUCUCUCUCUCUUGUACUACUUUUUGUGCACCAUUUACUGGUACAUUUGAUGGACUACCGAGGGUUAGGGUGCCAUUUGUAAUAUGGAUGUUAGUAAGAUAUGUUUUACUUUAUAUUUAACUGUUAUAUUUAUACACGCACAUUUAAUGUGGACAUAUACUAUUGUCACCUGCGUAGGUUGUCCAUGAGUCGGUCUGUCAUCUUUUUUCAAAUAAGGCAUUAAUAUGAACCAUGGACAUGGUGUUACUCUCGAUCGACAGCUAUUACCAAUUGUAGUUAACAUAAGAGGGGAAGGCUUAUAAACUAGUAAUCUAUAAGAAAAUAGUAUUGAUAUUUAUGUGUAUUUAUUGACCCGUUAUACUCACACACUACAUGCUUUGAACAGUUAUGACAUCAGUAUUAAUUGUAACUCUUUAUAUAUAUACUUUUUUUAUACAUGUUUACCAACAAAUUUUUUGAUUACGAACAACAAAUAUCUAAGUUAAAGCAUCAAAUUUUGGCUUUAAUAACACUAGACAGUAUAAUUUGAUUUGUUGAUGCUUUGCAUCACGAUAACUCUGAUUCUCUUGGAGUGAGAGGGAUGAAACUAAGUCAGUAUAGAUUCAUUAAAGAUACAUUAUGUAACAUUUAGAUAAAGAGCUGGUUGUUCUUAAUAUACAAGUUCUAAAAUAGAUAAUGAAAAAUGAAUAUGUUGAAAAUUUCAGUCAAAUUACUUUUUUCUGAGUGAAGUUAUGAGCCUUUGAAGGUUUAAUGAUAUAGUCUUGAUUUGUCAAAUAUCAUUGCUACAAUUAUCCAUUUUUAUAUGCCCACAUUUUCAUGUGGACAUAUUAUGUUACAGUCAAUUUGUGUAAUCAGUCAUUUCAUGUAAUGACUAAACGAAUCAGUCAUUACGUGAAAUGCCUGUGGGCACCAGGCAAUAAGUGCAAUGACCGAAAAUUCCAGUCAUUACACGAAAUGACUAAAAAUCAUGGGCAGACAUUCUGCGAAAUGACUGAAGCACUGUCAAACCACAAAAAUUCACUGUAAAACAUUUAUUGACCUCACAUCCAAUGUUGAAUCAUACAUUGCAGAAUAUUAAUUAUAAUGAAAUAUUAAUUCAUUGAAACGAAAUAUUAAUUCGUUGAAACGAAAUAUUAAUUCGUUGAAAUGAAAUAUUAAUUCGUUGAAACGAAAUAAUAAUUUCAUCACAAAAAUCUUACUGUCAAAUCACUUUUAAAAAAAAAUCCCAACUGGUUAAUCACUCAAGUCACUUGUUGCACCGGACAUACCACUGUCCACCGCAGCUGGAUUCUUUAUGUACAGCCUGACGAAGUGUUACUGUCUUUGUACGAUCUACAUCAGAUUCAAUAACUAACUGUUGGGGACACAAAUCAAACUGAUUGCGUGAAAACUUCCCUUUUAGAAUCCCUGCUUUGACACAAAUGGUGUACAUGUUAAUUCUCUUCGCGGUCGAUGAUUAUUCCCAGAAUAUUACGUGGAUCACCACGACCCCUAUCCACUAGAGGAAUAGGUACUGCUACGUUGUCUCCCACCUGGCCAGUGGCUAGUUCUACUCGACUCCCCUUGACCAUACGCUGAGCUUGUAUCAUCUGAGCAGAGCUGGCACCAUUUCUUUCAUAUAGGAUGUUUUGCAAGCGGGCAUUGAGUAAAUCGGAGGGACUAUUCCCCUGUUCAAUUGGGCUAGCUGGAUGUUCAAAGUCAAAAUCCAACCUGGUAGUUUGUGUUGGUUCCUGACUGGUAGUUAGUGUCAGUUCCAGACUGGUAGCUUGUGAUGGUUCCUAGCUGGUAGUUUGGGUCUGUUCCUGACUGGUAUUUUGUGCUGGUUCCUGACUGGUAGUUUGCGCCGGGUCAAAAGAGAAAUAAAAACUAAAAACCAAUAUUAGAUGGGUUUUUUUUAAAAGUUUAUGUUGUUAUUUUAUGUGUUAGGCCUACACAUAUUGCCUGAUUUGCAAAAUCUGCAAUCAGGCAUUAUGUGUAAAAAAAGGGUAGGAAUUUUAGUCAUUUCGUGUAAUGUCUGGAAUUUUCGGCAUUACACGUAUUGUCUGGUGCUCACAGGCUCUUCGCAAAAUUAGUGAUUCGUUUAGGUAUUACGCGAAACUGAUUACACAGAUUGACUGUAACAUAUAUAUUGUCGUCACCCCUGUCCGCCCAGACAUCUGUCCACAAUUUGUUUAUGGACACUCUUCAGGUCACAUAUCCGAUUUUGACGAAACCUGAAAUAUAGGUUUAUCUCCAAAACAUCUUGGUUCCUUUCGAUAUAGCAUGGAUUAUGGCCCCUGAUUGUACGAAAAAUCACGUUUUUAGCUUGUGGAUACUCUGAAAGUCACAAUUUUCAUCUGAUUUUGAUGAAAUGAAUAUUUAUAACCCAAAGAUCUUGGUUCCUUUAGACAUUUGCGCAUAUUGGAUUGUAACUUCCUGAAUUAUGGCCCCUGAUUGUACGAAACAUCAUGGUCCCUCUAGAGGUCACAAAUUUUAUCCGAUUUAAAAAAGUGUUUGAAUAUAUCACAGUUACACCCUAAUGAUGGUGGAGUUUGAAUCUGACUAAAACUGCCAAACAAAAUGGCUGCCCCUCCUAUGCAAAUAGUGUAAAUAUAUAGUAUAUCAAGGUUGUGGACCCUCUAGAGGCCACAAUUUUGAUCCGAUUUUGAUGAAACUUAUUUAUGUGUAUAUCACAAAGAUCUUGGUUCCUUUUGAUAAUCGCACAUAUCUGAACGUAACUUCCUGGAUUAUGGCCCCUGAUUGUAUGGAAAAUCACUUUUUUUUUUUUUAGCUUGUUCUCUAUCCAUCUCUUGCAAAAUGUGGGCGUAUCUUGCCAGGCAGCCGCUGGUUAUAUUUAAUCAUUAAAUGGUGCUUGUGUUUUAAUCCAUUAAAAAUCACCGCCAUCCAACGAUCUAGACAGUUGAUUAUAGGCUUGUCAUUUGAAUAAAUGUCUAAUUAAAUAUUUAUAUAACAUUUGAAGCUAAUAGAAAGACCUGCAAUAGGCAGAUUUACCUCUUACAUAAUGCAUCUUUAUAUAAAUACCUUGUCUGUUCAAUAAUGAACAUUUUCUGCCCAGGUUAAGCAGAGUGACAAGUAAAACCAUAAAGCGUUGUAAAGAUAACCACAAGUAAUUAAUGAGCGACAUCUAUUUUGGGUGGAUUAAGCAGGCGGCGUCAGUCUUACUGUAUACUUUCUUGUUAUCCUCAAAAGUUACCACAGAAUUGUCAUUUUAAAUUUAUCAACCUAUACUUAGUAUUUUUAUAAAUAAAUAUAUACUCUAUUUACCAAGUACUUACUUCUUAUCCUCAAAAGUUAUCAUCAUUUUAAAUUCAUUAUCAACCUAUUUUUAGUAUCUUUAUGAAAAUAAAUAUAUACUCUAUU
Molecule: messenger RNA, 6136 nt
Organism: Patella vulgata (common limpet)
Lineage: Eukaryota; Metazoa; Mollusca; Gastropoda; Patellidae
Product: 1-phosphatidylinositol 4,5-bisphosphate phosphodiesterase gamma-1
Exons: 20
Coding region: 99-2324 (741 amino acids)
Biological process (GO): lipid metabolic process; phosphatidylinositol-mediated signaling
Molecular function (GO): phosphatidylinositol-4,5-bisphosphate phospholipase C activity; protein binding
Source: RefSeq, a predicted model, not a curated record